CGUCGUGUACGUCUUGAAUCUCUGUGCUCAAAGAUGGACCGGAAGCCGAAAGAGCUCGCUUGGAGUGAUGAACAAACUUUUGAUUUGUUAGAAAUCAUAGCCAAAGAAACUGUGACCGAUGAGUUCCUGAUUGGCGGCCCAUCGGCACGCCAAAACUUCGAAAGCGUCUACAAAAAUAUCGCGAAAAAAAUGUGGCUCUGCGGACACAUCCAUAUGAACGGGCACGAUAUACAGGCGCGCUGGGAGAAAUUGCAGCGCUGUUACAUCAAGGCGGAGCUCUCGGGAGAUUCAACCUUUGCUGGGCCGUUCUACGAGGAGCUCCAUGAACUGCUAAGUGGCGAGCGAAAAAGGGAGAGCCCAACAAAUGACAGCAAUACCACUGGGGAAUCACCGGAAGAAUCCGCGAAUGGCCACGAAGAAUCCCACUCUUCGAAAAAAACAUGCCACAAUGCCGUGAUGAGGAAAAUCAAAAAGUUUCGCAACACAAACGACGGAACUUACUACAAGCGAUGCCAACAACUGAACGAGUACGCAGGCACACUGUCCGGAAUGUUGUCGCAAGGCCGCAAAAGUCGGUUCAACAAAGUGCUACUCAGAAACAAGAAUUCGUCCUACCGCCAUUUCGAACGGAUGCUCGAUGGAACAAACGAUCAGUUCAUUUUUCAAAAAAUCAGAGCGCAACACCAUUAACAGAGCUGAGAUCAACGAAGGAAGAGGAAGGUUGAAGUGAUAAUAAAGUAAUCCUAGCACCGCACAGGUGCUAGUUUAUUUUCUAUAGA
This is a messenger RNA of Anopheles bellator, 779 nucleotides long. RefSeq lists its product as uncharacterized. The transcript is spliced from 2 exons. Lineage: Eukaryota; Metazoa; Arthropoda; Insecta; Diptera; Culicidae. The coding region runs from base 34 to 690 and encodes 218 amino acids. The record is from RefSeq and is a predicted model, not a curated record.